This is a messenger RNA of Hydra vulgaris (swiftwater hydra), 942 nucleotides long. RefSeq lists its product as uncharacterized. The record is from RefSeq and is a predicted model, not a curated record. NCBI's taxonomy places the organism in Eukaryota, Metazoa, Cnidaria, Hydrozoa, Anthoathecata, Hydridae.
AUGUCUUGGUGCCGAGCAGUAUGGUUGGAGGGAUCAAUAGAAGAAGAGCUGACAAUCCCGUCAGUUUGGAUUGAAGGAGCAGUAAAUGAAAAACAGUUUGUGAGGUGGCCCAAUGGUAUCAAUAUUUUAAAAGCAUGUAAACAGCAGGCAAUACCACAUAAUGAUUGGUUUUCCUUUCCACUCCUUAAGGAAAAAUGUCGUCAUAAUGAUAAAACAGUGUGUGAAGGAUUUGACUUCACUAGUGACGAUUCGGAAGCGUAUUUUAAUAAGCAAAUAGACAAAUCUUGUGAUUUGACCUUUGAAAAUGAGAAAGGAAUUAAAUAUAGAACAAUACAUAAAAUACCUGUAUGUCCUGAAGAGCCCAUGUUUAUUAGAGCUAGAUCGCGAUCCCCUUACGAUGUAUCUUCACAUUGUUCUGCUUUGCCAAAUCCUGGUUGUCCCCCUCUUGCUAUUACAGAGCCACGUUCUAAGCAAGCAGUUUCAAAAUCAUUUGGUUUCAAAACUUCAAAGAGUUCAGCAAUAAUAUCUUCUGGUUCCAAAACUUCUUCUAUCUUUUCAACGUCUGCUGUUAAAUCCUGUCAAUCACAAUUUGUAUCAUCUGUAGUAAAAUCUACAGAUAAUACAUAUUCUAAAAUCCCUGUAAGUAAGUUCCUACAAAUGACUUCAAGUUCAGUAAACCUACCAUCUUCCUCCAAACAAGUUACAAUGCCACCAGUAAAAGCAACUCAAUUUACUAAAACCUCGAUAUCUAAAUUUCCUCUUCCUGAAGCUAAAUUUCAAUAUAAAGUAAUUCAUUUGCUCACUCAAAUUCUUGAGGAGCAGUGCAAGAUAUCGACACAGGAACCUGAACAUUCUUCAUAUCAUGUGAAGAAGUUCGAUAAUUUAGAGGAGUUUCAGGUUUUUGAUGAUGAACUUUCUGAUGUUGCAAAAUGUCUUCUUUAG